Messenger RNA from Notolabrus celidotus (New Zealand spotty), 4904 nucleotides. RefSeq names its product solute carrier family 6 member 1b (gene slc6a1b). The transcript has 15 exons. Gene Ontology annotation, molecular function: gamma-aminobutyric acid:sodium:chloride symporter activity. The record is from RefSeq and is a predicted model, not a curated record. Lineage: Eukaryota; Metazoa; Chordata; Actinopteri; Labriformes; Labridae. Gene Ontology annotation, biological process: sodium ion transmembrane transport; neurotransmitter transport. Bases 578 to 2398 code for a protein of 606 amino acids. Gene Ontology annotation, cellular component: cell surface; plasma membrane; axon.
UCUCUCAAACCCACUGCCAUCUCAGUGGUGGAAAUGUUGGAGUUGGGGAGGGUCGACUUUGAGGUGACAUUGACGCUAUGUAGAUGAGAGUGAGGAUCCUGCGCUCCAUGUUACGUCCCUGCUCGCUUCAACUCAGACGGCGGCAGCUCCUUUCCCCGUCUUCUCUCCCCUCCUCUCUUUCAGCACCACUCCUUUCAGGACAGCACCUCGCUCUCAAAGACGCACUUGUCCACCAUCCUCCCCCCUAAGGAUCAUAUAUUCGCUCGCUGGCGUUGGAUGCAAAGUUUUCACCUUGGUUUUAUUCCCAAAGUGCAAGGAAGUAACUUUUUUUUCCUCCCCAAAUCCGGGUUUUCCCUCUGGGAAAACAAUCUGGAAAACGAAGGGAUUUUAUUGGUCGCAGGACCUCUGCUAUCCGCCCCUGCUUCUGCUCUUCACGCUCUCAUUACUCCGAAAUAUUCGCCUCUUCUCGGCUCUUAUUAUUUGCGAGCUGGACAACGGAGAAGCUGCUCUUUGCCUGGACCGGUGCUGAAAUUCCCUCCUCUCCACUGGUCAGGACUAUCCAACACGCGCAGUCACCAUGGCCACCAACGGGACCAAAGCUACGGACGGACACGUCCUAACGGAGAUGGUGAACGACGCGGCCAGCAGCACCACGCCAAACGACAAACCCAAAACCUUGGUGGUGAAAGUGCAGAAGACGAAAACAGAUUUGCCCGAGAGAGAAACGUGGGGUGGAAAAUUUGACUUUCUUCUCUCUUGUGUCGGAUACGCAAUCGGACUCGGAAAUGUCUGGAGAUUUCCUUAUUUAUGUGGAAAAAAUGGAGGAGGGGCCUUCUUGAUUCCUUACUUUUUGACCCUCAUAUUUGCUGGCAUGCCCUUGUUCUUACUGGAGACGGCUCUUGGUCAGUACACGUCAAUUGGAGGGCUUGGAGUGUGGAAGCUGGCCCCCAUGUUCAAAGGUGUGGGUCUGGCUGCUGCUGUUCUGUCCUUCUGGCUAAAUAUCUAUUACAUUGUAAUCAUUUCUUGGGCUAUUUACUAUCUGUACAACUCCUUCACUACUGAUCUGCCAUGGCAGAGUUGUGGCAAUCCCUGGAACACAGAUCGCUGCUAUACCAACUACAGCAUCAGCGACACCAGGAAUCUCACCAGUGCUGUGGUGGAGUUCUGGGAACGUAACAUGCACCAGAUGACCGAUGGCCUGGAGAAGCCUGGGGAGAUCAGGGUCCCACUGGCUAUUACUCUCGCCAUAGCAUGGGUGCUCGUCUAUUUCUGUAUCUGGAAAGGGGUCAGCUGGACUGGCAAAGUGGUGUACUUCUCAGCCACAUACCCCUACUUCAUGCUGUUCAUUCUGUUUUGCCGUGGAGUCAGUCUACCCGGGGCAAUUGAUGGGAUUCUCUUCUACAUCACACCAGACUUUGAAAAGCUGAAGGAGUCUGAGGUAUGGCUGGAUGCUGCUACUCAGAUCUUCUUUUCCUACGGGCUGGGAUUAGGCUCUCUGAUCGCUCUUGGCAGCUACAAUCCUUUCAAUAACAACGUAUACAGAGAUUCUGUCAUUGUCUGCUGCAUCAACUCCUUCACCAGCAUGUUCGCUGGCUUUGUCAUCUUCUCCAUCGUGGGAUUCAUGGCCAAUGUAACAAAGAGACCCAUCGCUGAUGUGGCAGCCUCAGGACCUGGCCUGGCAUUUUUGGCGUAUCCUGAGGCCGUCACUCAGCUUCCCAUCUCUCCUCUCUGGGCCAUACUCUUUUUCUCCAUGCUGCUGAUGCUGGGUAUCGACAGCCAGUUCUGCACAGUGGAAGGCUUCAUUACUGCACUGGUUGAUGAAUUUCCUCAUGCUCUCCGAAAGCGCAGAGAGAUCUUCAUUGCAAUUGUCUGCCUUAUUUCUUACAUCAUUGGACUGUCCAACAUCACACAGGGUGGACUGUAUGUGUUCAAGCUAUUUGACUACUAUUCAGCCAGUGGAAUGUGUCUGCUCUUCUUGGUCUUCUUUGAGUGUGUCUCCAUUUCCUGGUUUUAUGGUGUAAACAAAUUCUAUGACAACAUCGAGGAGAUGAUUGGCUACAAGCCCUGUUUCUGGUGGAAGGCCUGUUGGGUCGUUUUUACCCCGCUCAUUGUGGCUGGAGUCUUCCUGUUCAGUGCAGUGCAGAUGGUCCCCCUGACCUUGGGUGACUAUGUGUUCCCAGCCUGGGGCCAGGGGGUCGGCUGGUGCAUGGCCCUCUCCUCUAUGACUCUCAUCCCUGGGUACAUGGGCUACAUGUUCCUCACACUCAAAGGCACAUACAAAGAGCGUCUGCGGAUGAUGAUCAAGCCUGUAAAACUGGUGAGGGCUCAGGAAAAUGGCCCUGAUCAGCAGACAGAAAACCAGAGUCAGAACCCCGCCAAUGAGGAAGCCUACAUCUAGAAACUUCUGCCCAUCUCUCUGUCUCAACAGACGGACUGGCUCUCUACACAGAAGAAACGUAAUCAAGGUUGGGAACGACCACCAGACUUCUAUGUCUGCUUUUAUUCACCUACCUCCUGGGGACACGUGAGACCAACCUGAUUACAUGCUUAUUUUUAGGGAUUAUUUUCUGUUUGUUUAUUUGUAUAAUACAGAGAUAUAAAAAAUACCCAGCAAAAUUGUUGUGAUAUUAUGAAUUUCAUUAUGCAAAAAAGUUAGUCUUUUUAGAGAAGAAAAUGUGACUUAGGAAAUUACUGUAUAUUGAAUAUAUAAUUUAAAUUUGGAGGCCCGCAUUGAUUCAAUAGUAUUGUGCUACUUUGAGGAUAUUAAUUAAUCUACUAAGCUACAACUACUGUACAAAGAAAAUUAUUGGUUAAUUGCAUUUUGCUUGUAAAUGAAAUAAAUAAAUUAAAAUGAAUGCAGUGUAGUAAGUGAAAACUCAAUUUGAAAGUUUGUAAAUUGAAAAUUAGAAGACCAAUUUAAGGCAAAGAGAAUAUGGGAAUGUGCAACAGGUAAGGCAAAAUCUGCUUGUAUGUGUAAAAUAUAAUUUAGCAAGAGCACCACAUCCCCCUUCCCCUCCUUUGCAGAAUCCUGCAGUUCUCCUAAAAUGUUUACCACCCAUGUCUGGGGCUCCUUUGAAAAGCACAAGCACAGUUUGGAAUUUCGGAGCGUCCAACUUACUUUUGGCUCAAUUUCAACUUGUGGCAACAGCAAAGUAACUUACAAAGAAAACAUAGCUAGAGACUGUUAUAAUUGUUUCUUUGUUUUCUAAAGAACAAUAACUUUAUAUGUUGUCUGAAUCUUUUUUGUAGAAUUAUUUUUAGGUCGUUUUCUAUAUGUGAGAGUGAGAAGGACCAAAAUUAUACUCGAGUUGAAAGAAUUGUGCAGACACUUCACCCUGUCGACUAUAUGUGGAUUAAAUCAUGCAUCCAUUUUGUCUCAGCAGGGUACAAUACGAAUGCACAAUCACCUAAAAGCACAAUUUUUGGAUGUGUACACUACCAUCUUUAACAAUAAAGGUGUAGCCAACACAGAAAUUCCACAUUUGCACUGUGGGAACUAUAUUUCUCCCUCAGACUGUCUGAUGAAUCCAAAUAUCCUUCUCAAAUAUGACAACCAGUUCAGAACUAAUUUUAUCUAUAUCUAUAUGUUGAACUGUGACAAUGAAUAAGCUGCAAUGGCAGCUGUAAUGGAGACUGUGUGAUGGAUUUAUUUGAUAGCUACCACUGUCUGACUGGAACCGUUUACUUGUUUAUCUAUUUAGUAACCCAUUUCUCAGGAACAAAGGUGGACGUGACCAAAUUCUCUCAGAUACUACCGUUAUACACUGAAAAAUAUAAUGCUGUAUUCAAAGACAUGCAGAAUAUUCAAUUCCCGCCAGAUUCUCCAAUUGAUCCAAAAAUGCUACAUUAAAACAGUAACAAAUGAGAGCACAUGAAGCGAUCUUGAGAACUGAUAUGUAUAAUCACUUGGGCACACCCAAAAGCUGAUCCAAAUGGGUGCCUCUUUUCUGUGUACUCUUCAGCGAGCAUCAUUUCUUUCAGUGUAAAUGAGCUGUGAUAGCCUUCACUGACUUAUCUUAGUAGAAGCCAUUGUGUGUUUCUGUCCUGUGGCGAGUACAGAUUUCCUAUAACAGACUAUGAGGGAGAAAGUUCUGCUUAGUAAAAGAACAAAGCUGGCAAAAGCACUGUUACAAACACAAGGACAAAGCCAGAUGCUGUAGAGGCCAACACCACUAAAUCUACUCCUUUUAGGAUUAUGGAAAACCUACUGUUACAUAUCAAGUUUGCUUGGCAAUAUAUAAGCUGAUAUGUGGAAGCUGACUCUGUGACGUACGGCAAACAUCACUGUAUCACUAAGGAGAAGGAUGGAGAAAAUGUGCUUCUGUCAGCUCAAUGUGAAAGGAAUCAGGUUGAAUCAGUCCCGUCUGUUUCCUUUUGUUUAUCUUUUCUUUUCUCAAAGACAUGUGAAUUAAAAAUGUGCAAUGACAAAGGGUUCCGUGAAUUUUGUAUAAAGUUACAAUACUGCAGUUUUCUCUUUUGAAUGAUGUUGUAAACUGGACUGUGUAAUACAUGUAUCUGUGAAUGUCCGUACAACCUGAGUUUUUUCUUUUCUUCUGUCUAAAUGUUGAACAAAAAAUGUGAUAUUAUUUGCUGUUUUCUGCAAUAAUAUUAUCUCAGAAACUAAAGCACAUAUCUCUCUCAACUGUAAAAAUUAUAAUUACAAUAACAGAAUAGAGUAAUAAUAAAGAUGAUGAUUACAAUAAUAAUAAUAAUGUAAUAUUAAUAAAGUAAUAGAGAUGUCUAGUCAGAGAUUAUUGUUUUGUAUAUUUCUAGCUGUUUCAUGGGCCUAAUGUAAAAUAUUAUAUGUAAAAAAAAUAUAAUAAAUGUCUUUAGAUGGUGUUAUAUGAAAAAGCAUGAUUGCAAUAUAUGUUAUCUGCAAAAAUAAAUAAAGACCUAUAGAUUAU